Sorex araneus (European shrew) is the source of this 2014-nucleotide messenger RNA. Its product is annotated as UDP-glucuronosyltransferase 1A9. Gene Ontology annotation, molecular function: UDP-glycosyltransferase activity. Lineage: Eukaryota; Metazoa; Chordata; Mammalia; Eulipotyphla; Soricidae. The record is from RefSeq and is a predicted model, not a curated record. The transcript has 5 exons. Bases 3 to 1604 code for a protein of 533 amino acids.
CCAUGGCGGCAGAGUCCCAGCUUCUCCGUGCCGUCGCCCUGGGCCUGCUGCUGUGCGUGCUGGGUCCCGGGGCCACCCAGGGCGGGAAGCUGCUGCUGGUCCCGAUGGACGGGAGCCACUGGCUGGCCACCCUCGGGGUCAUCCAUCGACUGCAGCAGAAGGGACACGAGAUCGUGGUGGUGGCGCCGGCCGCCUCGGUGCAUAUUCGAGAAGGACCCUCUUACACCUUGAAGAAGUACUCCGUGCCCAAGGGGAGGGAGGAAAUGCAAAGGAUCAUGGCCAAGCUUGGGAGACGGGUGUUCGAGGACAAGCCUUUCCUGCAGCGCGUGGUGGAAGCGUACCAGAGCGUCAAGGAGGACUCGGCCCUCUUCCUGUCCUUCUGCUCCUCUCUGCUCUACAACAAGGAGCUCAUGGCGUCCCUGGCCGCCAGCAACUUCGACCUCAUGCUGGCUGACCCCUUCCUGCCCUGCGGGCCCAUCGUGGCCCAGCACCUGGGGCUCCCCAGCGUCUUCUACCUAAACGCCAUGCCCUGCAGCCUGGACUACCAAGGCGCCCAGUGCCCCAAGCCCCCCUCCUACGUGCCCAGGUCGCUGUCCAUGAACUCGGAUCGCAUGACCUUCCUGCAGAGGGUGAAAAACGUGCUCAUCGCCUCCACCGAGAGCUUCCUGUGCAGCGCCGUGUACUCCCCCUACGCCCAGCUGGCCUCCGAGUUCCUGCAGAAGACGGUCACGGUGCAGGACCUCAUGAGCAACGCCUCAGUCUGGAUCCUCAGGAGCGACUUUGUCAACUACCACCCCAGGCCCAUCAUGCCCAACAUGGUCUUUGUUGGGGGGAUCAACUGUGCUAACCAAAAACCACUUGCCCAGGAAUUUGAAGCCUAUGUCAAUGCUUCUGGGGAACACGGGAUCGUGGUCUUCUCCCUGGGCUCCAUGGUUUCCGAUAUUCCAGAGAAGAAAGCCAUGGAAAUUGCCAAGGCCUUGGGCACCAUCCCCCAGACGGUCCUGUGGCGGUACACGGGAACUCCACCCUCGAAUCUCGCCAAGAACACGAAACUUGUCAAGUGGCUGCCCCAGAAUGACCUGCUCGGGCACCCCAAGACGCGCGCCUUCAUCACGCACUCCGGCUCCCACGGGAUCUACGAGGGCAUCUGCAACGGCGUGCCCAUGGUCAUGCUGCCCCUCUUCGGGGACCAGAUGGACAACGCCAAGCGCAUGGAGUCCCGGGGGGCCGGCGUGUCCCUGAACGUCCUGGAGAUGACCUCGGAGGACCUGUCCCAGGCCCUGAAGGCUGUCAUCUAUGACAAAAGCUACAAGGAGAACAUCAUGCGUCUCUCCAGCCUGCACAAGGACCGCCCCAUCGAGCCUCUGGACCUGGCCGUGUUCUGGGUGGAGUUCGUCAUGCGGCACAAGGGGGCGCCGCACCUGCGCCCCGCUGCCCACAACCUCACCUGGUACCAGUACCACUCCCUGGACGUGAUCGCCUUCCUCCUGUCCAUCGUGCUGGGCGUCCUCUUUGUCGUCUACAAGUGCUGCGCCUUCGGCUGCCGGAAGUGCUUCGGGAAGAAACCGCGUGGAAAGAAAUCACACAAGUCCAAGGCGCACUGAGAGGGGCCAGUGGCCACAGCAGGGGGGUAGCGGGGGACAGGUGGGGUCACCGUGGCUGUUCAGAGAUGCCCUCUGCCAUGGCUCCAUCACCAAAUCACGGGUCACACCUUUAGGUCGAUUUUUCAGACAUGUUUUCUGUGUGUCCGUUUCCUCCAACCCUGACCACACUCAGGAACUUUCACUCGACACCCCCCCGGAGGGCCGUGAAGGUCUCCAGGCACUUUUUCACUUAGAAAGGGGGCCAGCCGGGGGCCGCAGUGAGAUAAAACACCUUGGAUGAAAACUGUGACGUCACCUGGCUUUGGAGAGGCUGGAGAAGGGAGCCCGUCCCCACGACGACGAUGACAGGGGGCUUCGGGCUCCCUGGAGGUCGGUUGCUGUCUACUUGAAAAAUAAAUCAAUGAAAUAAA